Dioszegia hungarica is the source of this 1254-nucleotide messenger RNA. Its product is annotated as ADP-ribosylation/Crystallin J1. Bases 1 to 1254 code for a protein of 417 amino acids. Lineage: Eukaryota; Fungi; Basidiomycota; Tremellomycetes; Tremellales; Bulleribasidiaceae. The record is from RefSeq and is a predicted model, not a curated record. The transcript has a single exon.
AUGUCCCCCAUCGCCGUCACCUCUCCCAAUGAGCCGCUGCGAAACCUCAAGCAGUGCGCCGCCGCCGCGACGCCUGGGCUAUCGACCGAAACAUGCGACGCCCUAUCCUUCCAAGGCCGAGUCCGCGCGAUGAUCUUUGGCGGAGCCUUCGGUGACGCCCUCGGCGCAGUCAUCGAGAAGAUGACCCAUCAGGAGAUCAAGGACAUGUACGGCAAGGUAACCCACCUGGACGUACCUUGGUGGCGGGAGACACAGGAUGCUGUCAGGCGCAAGGGUCGAGUCAGGGGACGCGGCAUCAUCACCGACGACACCCUCAUGACCAUCUGUCUCAUGUCCGUCUACUGCACGGAGGAGCGCCACCUCGACGCAUGGGACGUGGCCCGAGGCAUCAUCCGCGAGGUGGUCUGGACCCCUCGGUACAUCCCCGAGAUGCAGCGCGAGACUAUGCUCCAGGAGCGUCUCUGGUACGCCGAGAAGUGGCUCUUCAUGCGUCACCAGAUGACCAACUGCGAUCCUCGGCAGGGCGGUAUCGGGAACCAGGUCAACUGCGGAGCCGCCAUGUACAUCGCUCCCAUCGGCGCCGUUAAUGCUGGUAACCCUCGCGCGGCGUACAGCGAAGCAAUCCACUUUGCCUCGGCGCACCAGGAGUCGUACGGUCUCGAGGCGGCCGGGGUGCUUGCGGCGGCGGUGGCUGCUGCCUUUGUCCCCGGCACCACCGUCGAUGACAUCGUCGAGGUGGCUAUCGCGGUUGCCCAUGACGGCACCAAGGCUGCCAUCGUCGCCAUCGUCGAGGCCGCCCGUGCCAUGAUCGGAGCGCCGUACGACGAUGUCGUAGUCAAAUUCCACGAGGUCAUUGCCAAGUACUCGUACACUGGCGAUGACAUCGACUACACCAUCGACAAGGCCGGUGUUCCCUCCCAGGCGUACCGUCCCUCCCGCUUCAACAGCAUUGAGGAGCUACCCCUCGCCUUCGGCUUUGCCAUCACCAACAAGGGCGAAUUCUACGGCAGCAUCAUUGACGGCGUCAAUUCGGGCCGCGAUACCGAUUCGAUCGGCGUCAUGAUCGGUUGCUUCCUCGGUCCACUCCACGGCGCCUCCGUCAUCGAGAAGCAGCAUCUCGACAUGCUCAACUCGGCCAAUCACUUUGAUCUCCUCAGCAAUGCCGACGCCUUUGGCAAGGUCGCUCGUAAGAUCCAGGCGGAGGAUGAGGAGGAGAUCCAUAAGGUCUUGCAGGCGAGGAAGCAGCUGGCUUGA